UGGGUCUCUGUUUCCUCCGUUGAAAUUUGAAUUUUCCCAAAGAGAAGAACCCAAACAGUUCGUGACCGAUAAAGGAGCCUCGCGCCCAAAGUUUUAAGACAUGAGCUGGGCGGUGGAGGAGUGGAAAGAUGGACUGCCAGGGAAAGCCCUGCAGAAGAUCCAGGAGAUGGAAAGCCAGCUGGACAAACUUAAGAAGGAAAAGACGCAGAAGCAGUUUCAGCUGGACUCCUUAGAAGCUGCCCUUCAAAAACAGAAACAAAAGGUGGACAGUGAACGUACAGAGAUCUCUGCUUUGAAAAGAGAAAACCAGUCUCUAGUAGAGUCAUGUGACUCCCUGGAGAAAGCUCGUCAGAAGACCGUCCAUGACCUUGGAGUCAAAGAGCAGCAGGUGAGCUACUUGGAGGGCCAACUUAACUCCUGCAGGAAGACUAUAGAUCGACUGGAGCAGGAACUCAAGAAGUACAAAAAUGAGCUGGAUCGUUCUCAACCUGCCGGUGCUUCAGCCUUGUCAUCCUCCUCCUCUGAGCUGCCUCCAUACACCACUCCACAAAAGAGUUUCUCCACUCCAGCACCUGUCCCAGCCUACAGACACCAGGAUAAUAAACUAGAGGAGCUUCAGGAGAAAUACAACCAAGAGGUGGAAGAAAGAAAACGUCUCGAAACUGAACUCAAAGUUUUGCAGGUCAAACUGUUGAGUCAGCCAUCAGUCGGUGUUAGCCACAAGGACAUUGCAGCCCGCCAAGCUGGAUCUUCCAUAUUCCCAUGGCAACAGCAGGAUCAGGUCAAUAGCCGCCAUUCUCAGCAUUCUCAGGAUGUGAUGGAAACGCCUCUGAAGAGACGAGCGACGUCACUCUGGGAUGCCCAUGAGGAGACGCCAAUCAAACCCAACCAGCGGAUGAGCGUCUCCACUCCCAGUGGAUCCUCCCAUCAGAUGGAGCAGCUAAAGACUCUUAAUCAAGAGCUGCGUGGCCGUGUGUCAGAGCUAGAGAGAAAUCUGUCCAAUCAGGAGAAGGACAUUCGUAAUCAAGCUUCCAAACUUCAAGAACUACAAACUCAGCUGAACCAGGCCCGCAAAGACCUGACUGAGCGGGACAAAGACCUGGCCAAGACCAGUCAUGAGCUGAGUCAGGCAAGAGACGGACACCAGCAGCUUCAGGCAAAAUGCUCGUCAGUUGAACAGAAACUGAAACAAGUCACUGAGGAGAUGAGCUGUCAGAUGCACAAUGCUGAAAGCUGCAAACGAGCCCUGGAGCAGAAGCUUAAAGACCAAGAGAGAAACAGCCAAAAGGAGCUUGGCCAGCUUCAGAGUUCGCACCAGGCUUUGGAUCAGCAGCUGAACCAGACUAGAACCAAGCUAACGCAAGAGAUCCAACAGGCCAAAAAAGAGUACAAUGUACUGCAAGCUGACAUGGAGAAGAUGCGUCUCCAGAAGAGUCAGGUGGAGAAAGAUGUAGAUGAGCUAAAACAGAAAUUGCUGCGGUCUGAACAAAGUCAGCAAGCUAGCCAGACCAAAGAACAAGACCUCCGCAAGAAGAUGGAAGAGCUGCAAAAGGAGAAGAACAGUGUAACUGUCCAGUUGGACCAGAGCAACAGGCGCCUGUCUCAACUGGAAGAAGAGAAGAAGAGUUCAGAGCAGACUCUCAAACGCUCCCAGGGACUUCUAGAUGACCUCAAAGCCAAAUCAGAAGGACAGGCAGAAGAGCUGAAGAGACUCCAGAUUAAACUGGAGCAGCAGACUCAGGCUUCAGCACGGGAGCUGGAAAACCUGAAGAAAACACUCUCUGAUGCAGAGACCAGAAACAACAAAUCUCAGAAUGACCUUCAGAAACAGAAACAAGAGACAGAGGAGCUGUGCAACAGGUUGACAGUCAAAGAGACAGAGAACCAAGAGCUGAAAUCCAAUCUCAUUGCAAGCCAGAACGAGUGUAAAGCACUGACACAGGAACAUCAAGCUCUGCUGGAGUGGAAAAAAGAGAAGGAGACCUUGAUUAAUGAAACUGAAGCUGUGCAAAAGGAGCUUACUGACAAAAUUAUCAGCUUGGAGAGCAGUCUCAGCUCACUGAAUGAGGCUAAUGGGGAGCUACAGAACAGGCUUGUAUGCAUGGAGGACGACAACGCCAGUCUGUCUGCUCACAUUGAUUCCCUGAAGGGAGAACUACUCAACAAGAGCACGGAGCUGGAGGAGAAGGAGCAUCAGUACAAGGAGCUUCAGUCUCAGUUCUCUGAGGCUGGGAAGAAACACAUCAAAGACCUAGAAAAUGUUGGCGUGCAAGUGGCUCAACUUGAAGCACAGGUUAAGGAAUUAGAAUCCCGGUUGCAGAAGGAAAUUACUCGAGCAGAGCUUGCUGAGAGAACAAACACAGAGCUGCAGGAUGAGCACCAGGCAGCUUGUGACCUGGUGCGCUCUAAAGACCAGCUGGUGGAGCUGGGCCAGGCUGAGGUCAGCCAGCUGCGGGAAAGCCUUGAACAGGCCACUGCACAGCAGGAGGAUCUAAAUACCAGGUUUGCAGAGGAGAGGUCAGCUCUACUAAAGCAAUGUGAGGAGAAGGUUUUAGCAAAGACUGAAGAGGUUGGGGACAUCAGGCUUCUGUUGGAGGAGGCCCAGCAGGAACUGCUGCUCAGCAAAAACCAGAUCACUUCCAUGGAGCAGUUCUUGAGAGUCCAGGAGCAGCUGGUGGCUGAGCUGCAGAAAGAAGCUAAGACCAUUUCAAGUAGGGAAGAGGAGCUCAGAAAGGUGUAUGAAAGUAAAUCAGACGAGCUCAAACAGUUGGAAAAGGACCUGAAGGAUCAGCAGAGCCAGACUGAGGAAAAAGAGAAGAAGCUCAGAGAGGCUGAAGCUCAGCUUGUGUCUGCAGAAAAACUAAAAUCUGAGCUGGAAAACACAGUUCAAGAGAUGAAGAAAGAAGCGGAGAUCCUUCAGGACAAUCAGAUUAUGAGGACCAACAAUCUGCUGGAGCAAAUUUCUUUCUUAGAAGAAAAGGUAGCUGCUAAUAAAGAUGCAGCAGAGAAGCUUCCAGUCUUGCAGAGUGAACUGGAUGUGGCGAAUCAAUCCCUCGCUGACCUUAACAAGUCUCUACAAGAUCUUCAGGAGAGUCUCUCCUCUGCAAGUGAAAUUAAAACCAACUUGGAGAGCACUCUGCUUGAGAAAAUGAAACUGAUGUCGGCUUUAGAGAAGGAGAUCAAAGAUCUAACUGAGAAGAUGAGUAAAGAGUCAGAGAGCCACACUUUGGAGAUUGAAAACUUCACCAUUAAAGAGAAGAGCCUCAAAGAGCAGCUUGAAUCCUCUAAGAAAUCAUUAGCCGCUGCCAAGACAGAAGCAAGUUCCCGUCGCGAGGAGAUCAGAACCAUGAAGACGACUCUGUCUGCCGCGUCACGUGGUUUAGAAGAGAGGGACAACACGAUUAAAAAUUUGAAGGAGAAGCUGAAUAAAACAGAAGCAGAACAGGUCAAAACCUCUGAUCUCCUGAAGGAAAAGACUGUCGCCAUGAACAAAAUCAAGGUGCAACUGGAGAUGCUGCAGAUGGACCUAGAAGAUAACGAGACAGCCAUGAACUCUGUUGACAGUCAUGUGGAGGAACUUAAAGGAACUAUAGCAUCACUGGAAGCCCAGCUUGCUCAAAACCAGACCCAGAUGUCUGACAUGGAGAUCAGGCUGGAGGAAAGCAAAGCUCAGGUCUCUGUUUUGGAAAACCGUUUAGAUGAGGUCCAAUCCCAGAGCUCUCUGCUGGAGACAAAAUACAUCACAGCCAAGGAGGAGUUGUUUGAGAGGACCUGUGAAAUAACUCGCAUGGAGGAGGACUCUGUCAGACGGCAGCAGCUGGAAGAGAGCGUUGCUAUGUUAGAGUCUAAACUCGGUUACAUUACAAAAGAAAAUGCUAGUUUAGAGGAAAGUUUCAGGCAGAUAAUUCAGGACAAAGACAACAAUCUCACCGAGUUACUUCAGGAAAAGACCAGCCUUGAACUUUCAUUGAAGCAGUUAUCGGAUGACAAAAAAGAAGUUGAAACUGAAAUAAUUCAAGUAAAUGCAGAGAAGAAACACCUGGAAGCUAGAGUAGAAGAGUUAUAUGAAGAAAUCACACGGCUGCAGACUAACGUUGAGCAGCUAGCUGAGGAAAAGCAGCAAAUGACUGCAGAAAUACACAAGGCUGAAUCAGCCUUGAGUCUGGUCAACGAAGAGAAAACCCAGCUAGAUGUUACCUUGAGUCUGUUGAAGGAGGAAAAAGCCCAACUUAAAGAUAAAUGCCUUGCAUUAACUUCUGAAAAAAGUGACUUGGCUACUAACUUGAAUCAGCUAAUGGAGGAAAAGUUUCAGCAGGAAUUUAGUUAUGCUCAGCUGUCUGAGGAAAACGUCAAACUACAGUCUAGUUUGAAUGAAAUAGUUGAAAUGAAUCAUCAAUUACAGACAAGCAGAGAGAGGCAUGAGGAUGAGAUGGUUUCUCUCAGAGAGGAGAAUGAAUGUGUCCAGCGCUCCCUGCUGUCCUCAGAACAAGAGCGGCAGAGUCUGAAGGAGCAGCUUGAGAUGAGGGAUGGGAGGACUGAGGAAGAGAGCAAGCAGUGGAGUCAGCAGUUUGAGGCAGAACAGGAUGAACUUCACCAGAAGCUUGCAGUCUUGCAAAAAGAGCUAACUAUGUUCAAGCAGCAGUACGAGUCACUGCUGGAAAAAGUGGGCCAACAACAUAGUCUCAUACAGCAGCUCUCAGCGUCACAGAAAACUCAGAGCACAGCAGAAAAAAGCAGCCACCUCGGCCCAGAAGAUGCCAAAAGUUGUGAAAUCACCCCAAGGGAGGCUGAGUUUGAUCCCAGCAUCAGUGACUGUACUGAGUCCCUUCCCUUAAAGGACCAGCAUCUGGUGUCUGAACUGCGUGACGGUUCUCACCAGACUUUCAGAUGUCCCUAUGUGCCCGGUAGUGAGGCAAAACUGGUCUUCAGUGUGGAUGCCACUGAGCAAGAGAUGAUCCAGGAGGAGGAGAAGGAGGCAUUUGAAGCUGAUGUAGAGGAAAUGAAGAGCAAUGAAGAGGACCAGGCACUUCAUCAACAGGUUUCUGAAGACAGCUGUAGUCCCAGAGAUGUUCUUGCAUAUGAGCCUGAAAUCUGCAAUUUGUCUUCAUCUCCUGAACCAUUCCCUGUACAAGACCUUAACCAUUACAAAGAAAUGCUCUCACAAAAAGAGAAUGAACUUGUGACCCUUCGCUCAGAGUUUGACCUUCUUAGCUCUGACCUUGAGCUGAGAAACGAACUCAACUCUGAAAUGAAAGUCCAAGUUCAAAACCUGGAAAAGAAAACUCGUGCUACAGAAGAAGAAGCAUGCACUGCAGGACAUCAGCUGAGCAUUGCUUUGGAGGAGAAGAAGAGUCUGGUUGGGGAGUUAACUCAACUGUCAGAGGAAAAAGAGACAUUGACUUUACAGCUGCAAACGGCUAAAUGUCAGCUGGCUGAUGUGAUGGAGAUGCUGGAAGGACUUGAGAUGACCAAAGGUGGAUGGGAUGAGAAGUUUCUUCAGCAGGAGAGUGAGUUAAAGAGAGUUCGCUCUGAAAAAGCAAACCUGGAGCAGCACAUCCUGGGGAUGGAGUCUGAGCUGGAGACCAUGCAGGUGGAGAGUGCCAGGCUUAAAGAUGAUUUGGGGACCCAAAAGAGGACUUGCUCAGGCAUGGACAAACAGAUAGAAACACUUAUGACAGAGACAACCCAGCUGAGAUCAGAAAUUGUGGCCUGCUCUGAAGAUCGGGAUGAGUUGAGUCAGUCUUUGGACCAGUGGAAAGAGAAAGUUCAUAGUUUGGAGAAGACUAACUGUGACACCAGAAACUUGAUAUCCAUCCUGGAGGAUGACAUCAGAGCUGGAAGAAAGGAGUAUGAAGCCCUUCAAAGCAGCAUGGAGAAACUGAAAGCUGAGAGGGAUCAGAUGUUGGAGCAGAUUAAGGUGCUGGAGGAGGCAGUAUCUCAACAACACGGAGAAAGAGAGGAGCUACUUGGCCGUCUUAACCAAAUAAAAGAUGAUCGCACCUCUGCCAGUCAAAACACUGAGUCCAUGGUCGGCAAGAUACAGGCUUUAGAGGGAGAAGUAUGCCGUCUUUCACAGUCUUUGGAGUCCUCUCUGCUUGAAAAAGGAGAAAUUGCUUCUCGACUGAAUUCCACUCAAGAUGAAGUCCAGCAGAUGAGGACUGGCAUUGAAAAGCUUCGGGUUCGCAUUGAGUCAGAUGAGAGAAAGAAAAGGAAGAUGGGAGAACUGAUCAAAGAUGCCCAGAGAAAGUCUGACUCCCUGCAGGAUCGCAUUGAUGCUCUGGAGCGAGAGAAGGAGGAUUUAGAGCAUAGUCUGGAGGAAGCUGUGCUGCAGGCUGAAACAGUCCAAGCAGAGCUAGAGGAGGAGAGAAGAAAGGUGGAGGAGGAGAAGAAAGAGCUUAAUGAGAAAUUGUCUGAGCUCUCUGCAACACUGGACAACCUCAAGUCUGAGAAGGCACAGAUGGAGAGAGAGCUGGAAAUAAAAAAACAAGAGGUAGAAGAGCUAAAGGCAGUCAAGGAUGAACUGGAAAGAGGACUGGAGAAGGCAGAGCUGGAUAGAAGAGAAGAAGAAGAAAGACAGAAAUCUAGAGUCGAGGAACUGGAGAACAGAAUGAGAGAAGAAACUGAAAAACAAAUCAGACAAGUUGAUCACCUCCAGGCACAGCUGGAAGCCUCUCAGCAGAGAGAGGUUUUAAUUAAACAGAGGAGUGCUGAAACAGAAGAAGAAAAGGUGAAGAUGCAGUCUGUGUUGGCAGAGCUGGAAAAAGAAAAACUAUGCCUGCUGAGUUCUCUGCAGGAGAGGCAGACUGAUGUAGAGGAAUGGGAUAUGGAAAGAAACAACCUAAAGACCCAAACUGAGUCUUUGGGAAAAGAAAUAAAGGUGCUUAAAGAACUCAUAACAGUUAAAGAGGAAGAGAUACAUACUUUGGAAAAGGAGAGGGAGAAGGAAGCAGACCAGAGGCAAGCUUCGCAAGAAUCAAUCUUAUCUCUUACAGCUGAGAAAGAACAGCUGGAAGGAGUAAACAAACAACUGAUGGAGGAAAAAGAGCAACUGCACUCGAGCCUGAUGUCAUUGGAGCAGGAGAGGGAUAACCUGCGCUGCACUCUAAUAUCUGUAGAAGAGGAGAAAGGCAGAAUAGUUCAGGAGACAAGUGUGUUAGUAGAUGAGAGAGUGAAGCUUCAAUCAAACCUCUCCUUAAUAGAGAAGGAGAUGCAUGACUUGAAACAAACUCUUUCCUUAUUAGAGGAAACAAAGGGGACAGUAGAGCAAGAGAAACAGAAGCUGGAGGUUGAAAAGCAAGAACUGCAGUCUUCCCUCGAUUUGGUUCAAGACGAGAAGCAGAAACUCUCCUCGGCGCUCUCUUUGCUGGAACAAGAGAAGCAGCAGGUAGAAGAUGUGAAAGAGAAGCUUACGGAAGAACAUGAGAGUCUUCAGACAACUGUUGCUUCUAUGGAGAAGGAAUUGGAAACACACAAGCAGUCUAGCUCACAACUCAGUGAACAGGUGUCGGAGAUAACAUCUCGUGCAGCUCGUUUGUCUAAAGAGAGAGACUCUGCCUUGAGCAAGAUGAGCCUGUGGAUGAAGACCUGCAAACAGCUGGAGCAGGAGAAUCAAAUGAUGUUAAGCAGCUCAGGAGAAGGAAAGAACACUGAGAAGGUGCAGGCCGAGGUGACCCAGCUGAGGACAGAAGCAGAGGAGAUGAGGAAAGAAGUGGAAGACCUAAAGAGUACCGUGGAGAUGAAGAGCACUGAGGCUGAAGAAAAAAGCAAAGCGCUGAAGGAACUGACAGCCACCCUCGAUGAAAAGAAAAAGGAAAUGGAGGAGAAGGACCGAGAGUUGGAGGAGAGCAAGAGGAAGCUGGAUGAUCUGAACAAACUUCUUGAGGAGAAAAGCAGAGAGGCUGAUGAGAGCAUGGACAAAUACUGCAGCCUGAUUGUUAAAGUCCACAAACUGGAAGAGUCCAACGAUGCACUGAAAACACGACUGCAGCAGGUUUCUGCUAAUCAACAUGCUAAUGAAACCAACAGCCACACUAGCAUCACUGACAGCCGCCGGCGUUCAUCAAGGAAGUCUUCCUCCAAACACCAGGAAGAAAAAACAGAGGCCAACACUGAAAACUUGGCUCCCUUAACAGCUCACACUUCCCCUCAGGUGUCCUCGGGAAAACGAGGUCAUCGGGACAUGAGUGACAAAGACAGUGCCCAGGAGGCCCUGCACAAUCUAACAAAGAAGAUUAAAGCUAACGCCAUAACUACACCCAAAUCAAAAUCUGAGCAGGAAGAUGAAGAGUUCAGACCAGAGGGACUUCCUGAGCUGGUGCAGAAAGGGUUUGCUGAUAUUCCUCUGGGGGAGGCGAGUCCAUUCAUCAUUAGGAGAACCACUACAAGGCGAUGCAGUCCUCGGCUGGCCGCCAAGCAGACUGUACCUGAUGGCAAGGUUUUGGGGCUCAAAGCUCUCCAGAGUCCCUCAGCUGGUAUGUCAACAGACACGUCUAGCAGGACAGGCCUGUCCCCGGGUAACAAGGAGAAACCUUUGCAUUGUUCACUGAGUUUGCAAAAGGAAUUGGAGUGCAGAGAGAAGCAACCACAACAAGAAGACAACUGUCACGUCCAGUAGAUCAGAUUACACAUAAACUUGUUCAUAGACUAACGUGCACAACAUAUUAGCACUGAUUCUUCUGUCUUUUUUUUUUUUUUAAGACAUAUUUCUAAACAUCUUUAACACGUAAAAUGUACACGUUAAUUUAAUUUGGGGAUUGGUAGCUUUUUGUUGGUGUCAAAUCACUUUUUGUCCUGGACCGGGACUAUACCACCCUGUUCUCCCCACUGCUAACUGGUAGUUCACCAUCAUAAGGAAUAAGAAAACAUUAACCCCAGUGCUCACUAUCUUUAUAUCACUGUUUUUAUAAUUGUUGAUAUUAUUUCUUUUUAUCAAAAUGCAUCUUUGAAAAAGCCCAACAGAUACAGUUUAAAUCAGUCAUGUCUUCUUCUCCUUUCACAACUUUGUAUAUUUGUAUCUGCCUCUGUUUCUUUAGCAUUGUCUUAUUAGAUAUGCUUUCUCCUCUUUUUGUUCUGUCCUUUCAUUGCUGUUUGUGACAGACAUGUCUCUUAAUGGACCUUGUUUAUUAUGGAAAUCCAUAGCUAAAUGUCUUACAUAUUACCCAAAAGCUAAUGGCAGCUAACAUUUAAUAGACUUUCUACUUUCAGUCUGUAUUUUUUAAUUUUUUUUCUAGACAUUUUUAUUAUGGUCAAACCAAGACUUUUCUAUUUCUGCUUAGAUCCCUGUACAUAGUUAUUGAUGCAAAAAUUGCUUUUAUAGUUUAUUUUAGUUUUUUUGUUUUAUUAAACUCAUUUUAACUAC
This is a messenger RNA of Melanotaenia boesemani (Boeseman's rainbowfish), 9358 nucleotides long. RefSeq names its product centromere protein F (gene cenpf). Bases 101 to 8614 code for a protein of 2837 amino acids. Gene Ontology annotation, molecular function: dynein complex binding; microtubule binding; protein homodimerization activity. NCBI's taxonomy places the organism in Eukaryota, Metazoa, Chordata, Actinopteri, Atheriniformes, Melanotaeniidae. Gene Ontology annotation, cellular component: chromosome, centromeric region; spindle pole; nucleus. The record is from RefSeq and is a predicted model, not a curated record. The transcript is spliced from 38 exons. Gene Ontology annotation, biological process: regulation of G2/M transition of mitotic cell cycle; metaphase chromosome alignment; mitotic cell cycle.